Molecule: messenger RNA, 2821 nt
Organism: Peromyscus californicus insignis
Lineage: Eukaryota; Metazoa; Chordata; Mammalia; Rodentia; Cricetidae
Gene: Nxn
Product: nucleoredoxin
Exons: 8
Coding region: 500-1531 (343 amino acids)
Molecular function (GO): thioredoxin-disulfide reductase (NADPH) activity
Source: RefSeq, a predicted model, not a curated record
AACAGGCGCUGGACUGGACUGGACUUGCAAAAAGUCUGCAUCCGAGAUGCAAGGAAACCAACUUAAGCAUGUUCAAUCAUUCAAACUCAUAGUGCCUUGUUAAGAUUUCAAUGAAGCAACAUAUCCCAUCCAAACCACUGGGCUUCAUUUAACUAGACAUUUGCUUAGCUCUUCUCAUUCCAAACGAUUACUGUGUCCAGUUGUAUGGAACUGGGCCCUCACAGUCCAGAAACUGGUUAAGGGAAGCGGCCCUUGGAAUCACAUGAAAGCAUAUGGCCUUACACCCUGAUCUGUUUAUGGAAUAAAUUCCUGGGAAGGUGAUCAAAGCAAUCCUGGGGGGAGCUGAGCUCACAGCCCUGAAAAACUACACUACAGAAGACCAGAAGAGAAGCCGCUCUGCCCACCAAGCCUGGCUGUGAGGAGCCAGCUUUCAUGUCGGCUCAUCACUGGUUCUCAGAAGAUGAGAGGCUUCUGCUUCCACCAAGUCAAACUGUGAGUGAUGGAGAGUGGCCCAGCAAUACAUGCUGCUUCUAGGAAAGGUCAAGUCCUUGAGGCCAAUGCUCCACACUGGAACAGGGAGGAGCUUAAACUUUGGAACAAAUACCGAAUCUCCAACAUUCCGUCGCUAAUAUUCCUAGAUGCUACGACAGGAAAGGUCGUGUGCAGGAAUGGGCUCCUGGUGAUCCGAGAUGACCCAGAAGGUCUGGAAUUCCCUUGGGGACCUAAGCCCUUCCGGGAGGUCGUUGCAGGGCCCUUGCUUAGAAAUAACGGGCAGUCACUGGAGAGCAGCAGCCUGGAGGGGUCUCACGUGGGAGUCUAUUUCUCUGCACAUUGGUGUCCACCCUGCCGAAGCCUCACCCGAGUGCUGGUGGAAUCCUACCGGAAGAUCAAGGAAGCAGGCCAGAAGUUUGAGAUCAUCUUCGUCAGCGCAGACAGGUCAGAGGAGUCUUUCAAACAGUACUUUAGUGAGAUGCCAUGGCUCGCUGUCCCCUACACCGAUGAGGCCCGACGGUCGCGUCUCAACCGACUGUAUGGAAUCCAAGGCAUCCCCACGCUCAUCGUGCUGGACCCGCAGGGGGAGGUGAUCACUCGGCAGGGCCGAGUGGAGGUGCUCAAUGACGAGGACUGCAGGGGGUUCCCAUGGCACCCGAAGCCCGUGCUGGAACUCUCAGACUCCAACGCUGUGCAGCUCAAUGAAGGCCCCUGCCUCGUCCUCUUUGUAGAUUCUGAGGACGAUGGAGAGUCUGAGGCAGCCAAACAGCUAAUCCAGCCAAUAGCUGAGAAAAUCAUUGCCAAGUACAAAGCCAAAGAGGAGGAGGCGCCGCUGUUGUUCUUUGUGGCCGGGGAGGAUGACAUGACCGACUCCCUGCGAGAUUACACCAACCUGCCUGAGGCGGCACCCUUGCUCACCAUUCUGGACAUGUCAGCCCGGGCCAAGUACGUGAUGGAUGUAGAAGAGAUCACCCCAGCCAUUGUGGAGACUUUUGUGAAUGACUUCCUAGCAGAAAAGCUCAAACCAGAGCCCAUCUAGUGGGCUCUGGCCUCCUGAGACAGUAUUUAAGACUCAGUCUUCUCCCCUUCCUUCCCUCUGCCCUUGGACUUUUCCAGUGUGUCCUGAGUCACACAACCCAAGUGUCCAACCUCUGUGGUGCCUUGUUUCUGCAUUAACAACUCAGCCAGCACCCAAGGGUGCACCUCCUCACAGCGGCAGCAGGACCCACUGUGUCUGGAGACUGCUUGGGAUGUGUGAGGUUGGCAUGACCAGCUAGCACCGGGACUACCACACUCUCCUGGUCACUAGGUCUUGGUGAAGGGCCUUCCAGGGUCUCCUGCAGAGUGAGCAAGCAGGGACACUGGAUUGGGGCUCUGACUCUGGGGUCAGAACACAUACCCCAAGCCAGAGUUCCUGUGACAUUCAUACCUAUGGGAGUUACAGAGGAAGGACCGUGGCCUCCGGACAUCAGCUGAAAGCCGUUGGUGAAAACAUGCUUUGGAAGGACAUAUUCUUUCUUGGUCUGAGGGGAAAACAGCGUAUCAGUGGGUUCUUGGGCUGGGGACCUUCAAAUCUCUAAGGAAACUUGUGGGUGUUUGUUUGGUGGGAAAAUGAGUAGCCGCGCUAACAGCUCAUAGAGUGCUUCCUGUGUGCUUAGUUCUUGAUCUCUGUCUUUCUUCCUUGCCCUUGCCCAUCCCCACGUUUCUGCCCAUACAAACAGCUCCCACUGGCUUAGAAUUUUAGUAAUGAAUUCUCCCCCCUUGGACAUCUUCCCCAGACAGCCCUGAGUUCAGGAGAAGUGCCGCCAGCUGCCAGGGGCCUCUCUGUGGGCUGGUUCUGUACCCGAGGCCACUGACCUCUGCAGAGGCACCUGCAGCUCCUUCCUAGUCCAUUUUCUUUUCAACUUGGAUCCAAAAGGCAAUGAGAAUUUUCUUUUCCCUAGGAACUUGCAGAAGGGGCUGUGUGCUAGUGGAGUGAGGACAGAGGGCAUGUCAGCUGGAGUCGGCCCUGACCUCCUGUGCUUGGCCCAGGUAUCUGAACUGGCCGAGAGUCCCAGGAGUUUAGUCUGUCACAGUUGGGUGCCGGGGCUUUCAAAGCACCUGGACCUCAUCCUCAGCCCCGCUCAACACUUUACCAGCCCAAACCGUUUAUCUUGCAAACCCCAGCCGUCCUCCCCCAACAAGCUAUUGACACUGUUGCUCCUUGCUGAAUUGGAUUGUCGAUUUGUAGGUCAGAGGUACAACGUUAGUUGGUACUUAGUCUAUUGGAUGCUGCCAGCCUGAAAUGCAACCACCUAGAAAGAAAUAAAGCAGGCCUCUCUGGACCUCA